Priapulus caudatus is the source of this 1985-nucleotide messenger RNA. RefSeq names its product lariat debranching enzyme B-like. The coding region runs from base 84 to 1841 and encodes 585 amino acids. Lineage: Eukaryota; Metazoa; Priapulida; Priapulimorpha; Priapulimorphida; Priapulidae. Gene Ontology annotation, biological process: mRNA splicing, via spliceosome. Gene Ontology annotation, molecular function: RNA lariat debranching enzyme activity. The record is from RefSeq and is a predicted model, not a curated record. The transcript is spliced from 9 exons. Gene Ontology annotation, cellular component: nucleus.
CAAGUUUCCUACGGACCAACGAACAAGAUUCUUGUUGUCUGGUCUGAAAGUGUAUUAUUAUUGUUCUUACUGUAAAAGCAACCAUGAAGUUUGCAGUAGAAGGAUGCUGUCAUGGCGAAUUGGACAAGAUUUAUGAAACAAUUGAGUAUAUUGAAAAAAGGGAUGAUAUCAAGAUAGAUCUGUUGAUAUGCUGUGGAGAUUUCCAAGCAGUAAGAAACCGAUCGGAUCUAAGGUGUAUGGCUGUUCCGCCGAAGUUCCAGAAGUUGAACACAUUUUACAAGUACUACUCUGGAGAAAAGAAGGCACCGAUUCUUACCUUAUUCAUAGGCGGUAACCAUGAGGCGUCUAACUACUUAGGAGAACUACCCUAUGGUGGAUGGGUCGCACCUAACAUUUACUAUAUGGGCUAUGCAGGAGUUGUAAGGUUUGGUGGUUUGCGAAUUGCUGGCAUAACGGGGAUCUUCAAGGGACAUGAUUAUCUGAAGGGGCACUUUGAGAAGCCGCCAUAUGGAGAAGAUACAAAGCGUAGUGUUUAUCACGUACGCAACCUAGAGGUCUUCCGGUUAAAACAACUCACUGAAGAUAUAGAUAUCUGCAUUUCACAUGACUGGCCACGUGGCAUCUAUAACCAUGGCAACACUGCACAGCUGCUCCGCAACAAGCCUUUCUUCCGCGAAGAGGUGGAAACAAACAAGCUAGGCUCGUGGCCUGCACAGGAGCUGAUGGAUAAGCUACAACCCACCUAUUGGUUUUCUGCACAUCUACAUGUAAAGUUUGCUGCUGUGGUACAGUACGAGAAUGAAGAAUCGGAUCAGGGCCAAAAGACGACCAAGUUUCUUGCCCUAGACAAAUGCCUACCUAGACGUAAAUUUUUACAGGUUAUUGACUUCAAAGAGACAGAAAACACACGACUGGAGUUGGAGUAUGACAAGGAGUGGCUUGCGGUGCUGCAGAACACCAACCACUUGUUAAACACAACAAGGGUCACACAAUAUAUGCCUGGACCGGGCUGUGGAGGAAGGCACAACUUCACCCCCUCAGAGGCUGAACUGAGGCGAGUCGAUCAAGCAUUAGGUGGAAACUAUGCAGUUCCUAAAAAUUUCCAGCAGACUGUACCACCGCACUCAAUUGCAAACCCAGACGCACAAAAGUCUGUUGCACCUGUUUGUAUGGUGAACCCACAGACAGUAGUGCUGUGCCAGAAACUGGGACUGGAUGACCCCCAUAGCCUUCUCAUGGGACAGUCUAUGACCAGUCCGAUAUAUUAUCCGUUCCCGAUGGAGUCACCAAAUGCUGAUGAGAGCAACGUUACUGCUGGUGAGCCAUCAGACGACACGUACGCAUCGUUCAACCCCGAUGAGAUAACUGUGGACUUGGAAGAUGACAGCAGCAGUAGUAGUGGCAGUCCCAAACUCUCGCACCACAGCGCUCCUGGUGGUGACAUGCCGCAGCAGAUCGGCUUACACGAUGAGCAGGACACGAGUGGCAUUUUGUCCACAGAGCUUUCAGAUGGUGAGGAAAAUGCAUCGGACUCGUGCUGCAAGCCACUUGCAGCCUCGUCGGAAUUGCGUCAGGGCAGCAACGGAGACUCGAGAAUGAGAGAGGUGGAGAAGGACAGUGACACUAACACUUCAGAAGUUUGCCUGCUCGCUGGCAGCUCUACACACACCAGUGUUGAAAUUCUUGAUCAUGAGCACUUAGAGGAGAAAGGUACACCAGUAAUACCAGCAGCAAGUCCAAAGAGGGACAGUGAAUAUGUUAAAGUGGAAGGAAGACAAGUGAAGAAGUUCCGACGAAGAAAUGCCGCCAUCUAUCAGGCGCAAAGUGAAGAUAGCUCAUGAUCAGUAACUAGUGCUCCUUUUAUGUGGAUUUCUACUAGAGACAUCUAGUGGUUUGAUGAAUUUAUCUAGUCAGGGUUCUCCCUACGUUGCGCAAACGGGGCGCGCGCCCCCCGUUUGGAAAAACUCCCCCCUGUUUGAAUCGUU